AUGGGGUCACGACAGCGACGUGCGCUGCCUGCUUUGUUGGGGAUUGCUGCGCUGCUAAGGUGGCACACCAGGCAGGAGGACGCGUUCGUGGCACAGCGGCAGCAAUCGAGUGCCAAGCAGGCCCUCGGCCCUCAAUUUGCAGAGAUGACAGCAUUGACAGAAAUGGAAGCAGAAGCUCAAACACGGAGGAAAAUGCUCAUAGGCUUGGCCAACUUGGCCACAGUUGGAGCAUCGGAACGGGCCUUUGCUGCAGAUUCCAAGACAGUCUUGGUUGCCGGUGCAACUGGCCAGACCGGAAGGCGAAUCGUCGAGAAGUUAUCAAAAAUGGCUGAUGUAUCUGUGGUCGGUGGUGUCCGAGAUACAGCCAAAGCUGAGAAAGAGUUGAGCAAAUCUUCGAUUGCCAUCCGAGGCGCGAUGAUAGACGAAGUCAAAGCGGUUGACACAAAGGGAGUCGCGUUAAAGCCGUUGGAUGUCACCAAGGAUUCUGUAGACAAGCUGUCUCAAACUCUGACUGGAUGCAAUGCCCUCAUCAUUGCGACAGGUUUCGUCCCUUCCAACCCAUUUGCAAUGGGGGCCGAUGCGCAUGCUGUCGACAAUUUGGGAACAAAGGCUCUGGUAGAUGCCGCGAAGAAGUCUGGAGUUACCAAGGUUGUGUUGGUCUCCUCCAUCUUGACAAACGCCCGAGCAUGGGGUCAAGAAAACAGCCCUGGUUUCCAGGUGACGAAUGCUUUCGGCAACGUGUUGGAUGAAAAGCUUGAAGCGGAGAACUAUUUGCGUGCCUCAGGCAUUGACUACACAAUCGUCCGGCCAGGGGGCUUGAAGUCCACAGCACCUGAGACCAAUUUGCUGGUGUCCAAGGAGGACACUUUAAACAGUGGAGAAGUCUCGCGUGAUUUAGUUGCGGAUGUCAGCAUUGCGGCAGUCUUUGACGGCAAGGCAUCCAAUAAAGUUGUGGAAAUCAUCGAAGAUGACAAAGUCAAGCGUGCGCUGGCUGUUCAAGCCCUGCUUUUGAUAGUGCUCGCCUUCAGGCCCUGGGCUUUUGCAAGUGGUCGCCGUGGAGUGCUCGCCAGGUUGGUGCCGCCGGCGUUGGCGGCUGAGGCGAGUAGAUCGGAUGGCUUCAGCUACACUAUGUUGUCCCCAGGAUCUGAGGGCACCACGCCGCGUGAUGGCCCAGUUCGGGCGUACGCCAAAGUGUGGCUGAGGUUCACCGGACACGUGGAUGGUUUCGACGGGCCAGUCUUUGACUCCUCAGCGCUGCGCGGUGCGCGGCGCCCUGUCAAAAAGGACUACGUGGAGAUCGAGUGCAACACAGAUGAUACGUUUGCUGCGGGGAUGUGGGAGGCUCUGCGCCUGAUGAAGGUGGGCGAAAAGGGACGUUUCGUCCAGCCCCCUGCGCUGAGCUUCGGAGAGGGCAAAGCAUCCUUUCAAGGAGAUGAGGAUUCCGAUGUGAAGACAGUGCCUGCAGGUACCACGCUGUACUAUGAUGUUGAGCUGGUGAAAAUAAUUCGGCCUUGA
Molecule: messenger RNA, 1515 nt
Organism: Symbiodinium pilosum
Lineage: Eukaryota; Dinophyceae; Suessiales; Symbiodiniaceae
Source: the annotation of a GenBank genome assembly